Molecule: messenger RNA, 1653 nt
Organism: Tetrahymena thermophila SB210
Lineage: Eukaryota; Ciliophora; Oligohymenophorea; Hymenostomatida; Tetrahymenidae
Product: Serine/Threonine kinase domain protein
Exons: 4
Biological process (GO): protein phosphorylation
Molecular function (GO): protein kinase activity; ATP binding
Source: RefSeq, a predicted model, not a curated record
AUGAAAGGUGGUGUUUACCAAAAACAAUACAGAGAAACUGAUGAUUCAUUCUUUUACGACGAUUUUUAUAAUCCACAAGAAUUUUGGAUUAAAUUAAAUGAUGGUGAUAAACCUGAUGAAGAUUAAAUUAUUUUUUAAGGUAGACUCUAUUAAAAAGCAGGAAAGCAUAAGAAAUGGACAGCCUAUCACUUUGAGUUGUAUUCUGAUAAAUUAAUAAGAUUUGAUUUAACACAGCUAAAAACGAACAAUGCGGAUGCUAAAAAGGACCAAGCAGCCAUGUAAGCAAAGAAUCCAGAUGCAAAUAAUUAAACUCAAACUCCAAAUAGCAACUAAUCAAUAUAAUAACCAAACUAACCAGAAGAAGGGGUAGUUGCAGAAUAUAUACCUAUAAAUUCCUGCUUUUUAAAGAAAAUAAAGUAUUCAGAUAAUUCGUACAGCAAUUACAAAUAUGGUAUAAGAUUGUAGAGGGGAGAGCACAAAAGUGAGCUAUUUACAGAAAACUCUGACACUUUUAAUAAGUGGCAUGACGAAAUAAAAAGAUUUUGUAUUCUACCUAAAUUUACAAAGAAAUAUAAAUGCCUAACAAAGCUUAAAAUAUAAACUUUAAUGCCUAAUUCGACAUAAUUCUUCAAAUGUUUUAGAUAUAGCGACUCCAGUCAGUAUUGUGUUAGAGUGGUAGAAAAAUAUUCUCUUUCGGAUUCUAAUAAAUAAGCCUUAUUAAAAGAAAUAUAAAUUUUACGAAAAUUGGAUAAUCCUUUCCUUUGCAGGCUAUAUGAAAUAUAUGAAGAUGAAAAUAAUAUUUAUUUAAUUACUGAACUUUUUUAAGGCAAAGAUAUGAAAUCAAAACUUAGUGACUGUUUAAUUUUAGACGAAAAGACUAUUUCAGAAAUUAUGUGGAGAUUGCUGUAAGGAUUACACCAUAUGCAUUCAAAAGGAAUCUUUCAUAGAGAUAUAAAGUUGGAAAACAUUCAAUUUAGAAAUUCACAAAAUAUCACUGAUGUAUGCUUAACUAAUUUUUAUAUGGCAGAUUUUGUAGAUCCAAAAGGCAAAUAAACAUAUAAAAAAUGUGGCACUGCUGGUUUUAUAGCUCCUGAGAUAUUUAAAUCUAAACAUUAUGAUUAAAAAAUAGAUAUUUUCUCUUUAGGAAUAGUUUUUUACAUUUUGAUGUUUGGGAAGAUGCCUUUUGAUGCUCCCACAGUUGACUAAAUAUUAUAGCUAAAUGAAUAAUGUGAGAUUGAUUUUACUUCAAAUGAUUGUGCUAUAAAAUGCACAUCAUCUGCUAUUGACCUUUUAAAAAAAAUGUUAAAUAAAGAUCCUAGCUAAAGGGCAAACGCUUUUUAACUGAUUAACCACACUUGGUUUAUUAACAUGAAGAAUAGAGGAGAAGAUGGAAGAAUGAGAAAUAAUUUUUAUGGAAUGCCUACAUUAUCAACAAUUUAAGAAAGGUCAAGUGAAAUAGUUGAAGUUAGUAGUAGAUAAGAUUUAUUUUAUAGAAGAGGUGAAAACGGUCCGAAUAAUUCUAGUAGAAUAUAUGAGGAAAAUAAUAAUGGAUUUGAAACUUUAAAUUAAAAAAUGAGAACCCUAAAUAGUAAUAUAUUUUCAAAAGUUCCUUCUAAAUACAGGCAUGACAUGGCUAUGUCGAAGCUUCUUUGA